Molecule: messenger RNA, 3729 nt
Organism: Aureobasidium subglaciale EXF-2481
Lineage: Eukaryota; Fungi; Ascomycota; Dothideomycetes; Dothideales; Saccotheciaceae
Exons: 4
Coding region: 1-3729 (1242 amino acids)
Source: RefSeq, a predicted model, not a curated record
AUGGAGGCCUACCCUGAAGACUAUGUCUCCCACAACCUGCCCUUCAUCGCCCUAGCUGGUCUUCCAACCGCCGACUUGUCCACCAACCCCUCGACUGCAAGCACCCCGACUGCUUUCCAGGCCACUGGCUUGACCAUCUCCGACAAGUCUCCUCCAUUGUCUGGCCCUCAUGCCGACUCUAUUCUGGACGAGUUCCUGCGCGCAGAUGGCGCCUCUUUGUCCUGGAGUGAACAGGCUCUGGCCGACAGGUCUGGCUUGAUUGGCUUCAACCUGUCGAGUGUUGGUCGGUCUUUUGUCUUCCCGCCUAGAAAGGCUGCUCCUCCGCCCAUAGCUCCGUCAGACUCUCCUACAGGAAGUCCGAAUCUUUCCUCGCAAAUCAGCCACGACCUCCACUCGCCUUUGUCUCCGCUAUCUCCUUCGUCUCCCGUGUUCCCUGAUGGCCUCAUGACUCCGCUAUGGCUUGCAAAGCACCGCUCUCGUAUCCCUGCUAUCUAUCUAUCUUUCCUCACCCUGGAUUCGGAUUCUUCACAUGACAACGCUCUCAAAAACCAUAUCAAUGACACUAGGAACACCAUCGCAAAGUCUGGUUUCAAGACUCGAUACGCUGCCGUCCUUGUAUCAGACGAUGCUGCCAUCUCACCUCUCGAUUUCGAAGAGCGCCUCGCUGCCAUCAGGAGAGCCACUUCCCUGGAUCCAAAGAUGUCGUGCUUCCACUUUGAUGUUUCGGACUCGCAAACCGAUCUGCCUUCAUUUGUGUCGACUGUUCUUCGAGCAUUACAACCCGUCUGCGUCGACUAUUAUAGAGACUUGACAAAGCAUUCGCGACGGAAACGUGGUCGCGCUGCUCCUCCGCCCAUCACUGCUGCUGCUAGUCGCGGCACAUCACAGAUCUUGACAAACAAUGGUUGGAACGUACGCUAUGAUUUCAAAUUAGCCAUUUUUGCUGAAUUUCGACAAGAAAUGGACGUGGCUCAGAGGCAUUUUGAGUCUGCCUUGGAAGAGCUGUUUGGUCCUGAAGGCAGCCUUGAAAAUACGCCAAGUUGGUCUGCUCGUUGGCAAGAAGCCAGACUACUCUGCGAUAUUAUUGCAUUCCGUGUCUUGCGUUGUCAGAUGUGGAGAGGUAUGACAUCGGGCGCCGCCGAGUCGUGGUACAACUACAAGGAGCGCAUGCGAGACUUGAUUGAUCGUCGCGGAAAAGGCGCCGAGAACAGCUACGGUUGGGAGGCAUGGGAAGCACGAUGGGCAAAGAUGAUGGCACAGCUUAUUGAAAUGGCCGAUCUGCCUGUAUUCAAGCCUGUGGACUUGUCAGACCCUGGAGAACAGACGGCUGCGCCCGCUGUAUAUGCUCCUGCCGAGAAGCUAUACUCGACCAUGGAACGAAUGAUGCCCUUUCAUCUUCUCCACCACCCAGGCUACUGGUGGAGGUUGGCCUGCAAACAUGUCAUGUCACGCAAGCGGCUAGCAGAAGCAAUCCCGCAAGAGGACAGAACGCUGCCGAGUGAAACUUCCGCUACUCAAUUGGCCAGCCGAACCAGAACUUAUGAUACGUAUAUGGUGCCGCAACCCCACGAGGAGGCACCGCUAUCGGGCCACAGCACAUACGACUACUUGUUGGAUUUACAAAGUCAAACUGAGCGGGUGGAAAGUAUCAUGUCCAACAGAGGUCAGGCAAGAACUGUGCAGCAGGUCAAGAUUGAACUUGCACGCGAAUUUUACAGAGCCGAGCGAUUCGACGAAGCAUUCCGGACUUUGCAACCAAUAUGGGAUAGCAUGGUCUGGAGACGUGAGGGGUGGUUUGAUCUGGCAUUGGAAGUCCUGGAACUAAUUUACGACUCUGCUGGGAAGACAGGAAACUCUAAAGUUCGGGUUGAAAGUGCUUGGGAGCUUACAUAUCAACCACUGAAUACACGACACUCUAUCGACGUAGCGAAAUGUCUGACAGCUGCUGGCAACAAUGAAGACCCUGCGCAUGUUCUGCUAGAUACCCAAUCAAGGCUAUGUCCAUUCUCCAUCACGUUCUCCUUCCUCUCUGGUGAGGGGUUUGUUGGAGAUACCGCUACCUGCCAAGUCGCAGUCGUCUUCAAUGGAUCUGUAAAGACGGCUGGCUUGACGCUUUCGGAGCUCCGCAUCCAUUUCAGCACCAAUAUCAGGAGUCUGGUCAUCAAUCACUCUGACGACGACCAGCAGUCGCUGUCAACAAGCCUCAAGGUUCACGAGGAGCACGACUCUGCACACCCCAUGGCUAAAGGAUUGCUGAGUAGCGCAAAUCUGACAUUCCAGCCUGGCCAACUUCGUGUGUUCAACCUGACGAUCCCGCUUCGUGAUCCGGAUACUUUUGGGGCUACUGGUGCUUCGCUAGUGUUGAAGACUCCUGGAGCUACACUCGAGCACGUUUUGAGCCGCCCGGCGGACAUAAGUUGCUCAAACUGGUGGCUGCUAUCAGACAACAAACUUUCCAGGAAGCAGAUCCCUCGCACAGAGCCAAAUGCAAUACAAGUGCUGCCGAAGCCACCAAAGGUACAACUGCGGAUAACAAAUCUCAAGGAACAAUAUUUCAUCGGCGAGAAGGUCGCGCUUGAAAUCCAAAUUCUCAAUGAAGAAGCGGAGGACGUCAACGCGCAUAUACGUGCUGAAGGGCAGGAUAGUGCUGAUGUCAGUCUCGACCUUGCCUGGAAUGACAACAAGAAUACUGCAAACGAUCUGGACUUGACCAAUGUCCAAAUUGGCAACAUGUCAGCCAACGAAUCGAAGUCUCAUACACUUGAAUUCAUGGCACCUCUGGAGCUCUCGGAGUAUACACUGAGAUUGGAAGUCAACUAUCGUUUGGCUUCGGACCCUGAUGAACCAGUAGUGAAGAUUUUGGAAUCAGUCAUACCUUUCGUCAGCCCCUUCGAAGCCAAUUACGACUUUGGACCACGUCUGCAUACGGGAGUAUACCCGAAUUAUUUCAGUUUACCGGAUCUCUCCGAGGACGACAGCGAGCAGCCGAAGCAAGCACGAGGCAUAGCGCAAAGAUGGUGCUUGACCAGCCGUGUUGUCUCGUUCUCGAUGGAGCCUCUGCUUGUCGCAACCACACGACUGGUUGUCAAUCGAGUCACCAGCAAUGCUGUCUGCGAAGUGGAGGAGUCACUCACGCCAGAGAAGGUAUCACGUACCAUGACUCUGAAAGACAUGAUGGAUGUUCCUCAUGUCCUGGAGGUCCGCAAGACAACUCUUGAAGACCGACGUCCUUCUGCGUUGGAGCUGUCACUGGCAGUCACUUGGCGUAGAGAAAAUGCCGGCACUGAAGACACCACUACCACUAUGCUCGCAGUCCCUAGCAUGACCAUCCCUUCUGCAGAACCUAGAGUGCUAUGCACCGCAAGUGUUCCCUCAGACACUGAUGACGAGGCCAUAACUGUUUCGUAUAUGCUAGAGAACCCGUCGAUGCACUUUUUGACAUUCAAUCUGACCAUGGAAGCAAACGACCUCUUCGCAUUUAGUGGCUCAAAGCACCGAGCAGUGAGCCUGACCCCGAUGAGUCGCGUCAAUGUUGACUAUAAACUGUUUGUAUAUACUGUCGAAGACAGCGCUCUGACAGAACGACACGGUCAAAAGGGACACUGGAUCUGGCCUGCACUCAGAGUAGUAGAUGCAUAUUUCCAAAAGACUCUCAGAGUUUUGGAUGCCGGAGAUGGCGUUCAGAGUGAUGAUAGAGGCGUGGGCAUUUGGAUACCUUUAUCAAAAUGA